This is a messenger RNA of Erythranthe guttata (spotted monkey flower), 2308 nucleotides long. The record is from RefSeq and is a predicted model, not a curated record. Lineage: Eukaryota; Viridiplantae; Streptophyta; Magnoliopsida; Lamiales; Phrymaceae.
CUCGAUUUCUGCCCUUCCAUAAUCCACCACCACCACCACCACCACCGCACCACCACCGUCUGCAUUUCAGACUAGAACUGAGAAAACGAAGAACCAGGUGAAAGUAUAUCGAUUGAUUUCGAAACGACUGCGUAUCAACAUGGCUUUGAACUCCAUACUCUCGAGGCCUUCAUCAUUUUCAUCGAGGAACUUGUUGAAGAAUUACAGCGCCAGUGAUUCUGCUUUUUCUCUUCCAAUUCAAUCAAUCUCUUUCCUCAACCCAAUUCCACUUUUCUCCAACGUUUCCUUCAACAAUGCGUCGCCAGCUUUCUCUUCCGUUCCGGUUAGAGCCGCCUCCGCGUCCGGUUCUCCUUCCGCCACCGUUGCCCAAUCCCCGGAACUCAAGAUUAAGAUUGUACCUACACAGCCAAUUGAGGGUCAGAAGACUGGUACGAGCGGCCUCCGCAAAAAGGUGAAAGUGUUCAUGCAAGAUAAUUACCUCGCCAACUGGAUCCAGGCGUUAUUUGAUUCGUUGCCACCAGAGGAUUACAAAGGUGGAGUUUUAGUUUUGGGGGGUGAUGGUAGGUAUUUCAACAAGGAAGCUGCACAGAUAAUUAUUAAAAUUGCAGCUGGUAAUGGCGUUGGUAAAAUCUUGGUUGGCAAGGAUGGAAUAAUGUCUACACCAGCUGUUUCUGCUGUAAUAAGGAAGAGAAAGGCUAAUGGUGGUUUUGUGAUGAGUGCAAGUCACAAUCCUGGUGGUCCUGAUUAUGAUUGGGGUAUCAAGUUCAAUUAUAGCAGUGGCCAACCUGCACCCGAGUCUAUAACUGACAAGAUUUAUGGCAACACUCUUUCUAUCUCUGAAAUAAAAAUGGUGGACUUUCCUGAUGUUGAUCUAUCUCUUCUUGGUCUGAUAGACUAUGGAAAUUUUAGUGUAGAGGUAGUUGAUCCAGUAGCUGAUUAUUUGGAACUUAUGGAGAACGUAUUUGAUUUUUCACUUAUUAAGAGCCUUCUAUCACGGCCAGAUUUCAGGUUUGUAUUUGAUGCCAUGCAUGCUGUUACUGGUGCUUAUGCUAAACCAAUCUUUGUGGACAAGCUUGGAGCCAGCCCUGAUUCCAUUUUAAAUGGGGUGCCCCUAGAAGAUUUUGGACAUGGUCAUCCAGAUCCCAAUCUCACAUAUGCCGAGGAUUUAGUCAAGAUAAUGUACGGAGACAAUGGACCUGCUUUCGGAGCUGCAAGUGAUGGAGACGGUGAUAGAAACAUGGUUCUUGGGAAAGGAUUUUUUGUUACUCCUUCAGAUUCUGUGGCAAUCAUUGCUGCCAAUGCAGAAGAGGCUAUUCCAUACUUCAAGAGUGGCCCAAAGGGUUUGGCUCGAUCCAUGCCGACAAGUGGUGCUCUGGAUCGCGUGGCUAAGAAGUUAAAUCUUCCUUUCUUUGAGGUGCCCACUGGUUGGAAAUUCUUUGGGAAUCUAAUGGAUGCUGGAAACCUGUCAAUUUGCGGGGAAGAAAGUUUUGGAACAGGCUCUGACCACAUCCGUGAGAAAGAUGGGAUAUGGGCCGUUUUAGCGUGGAUGUCAAUAAUUGCAUUUAGAAACAAGGACAAGAAAGCCGGAGAGAAGUUAGUUUCUGUGGCCGAUGUUGUGACUGAGCAUUGGGCCACUUAUGGGAGAAAUUUCUUUUCUAGAUACGACUAUGAGGAAUGUGAAUCAGAAGGAGCUAAUAAAAUGGUAGAGCAUCUUAGAGAUAUAAUUUCUAAAAGCAAGGAAGGCGAUGUAUAUGGAAACUACACCCUUCAGUUUGCUGAUGACUUCAACUACACAGAUCCUGUAGAUGGAAGUGUGGUUUCCAAGCAAGGCAUUCGUUUUGUAUUCACUGAUGGAUCGAGGAUCAUAUUUCGGUUAUCGGGUACUGGAUCUGCCGGUGCAACGGUUCGAAUUUAUAUCGAACAAUUUGAACCGGAGGCAUCUAAACACGAUGUGGAUGCACAAAUAGCAUUAAAGCCUUUAAUAGAUCUGGCCCUAUCAACUUCAAAGCUGAAGGAAUUCACUGGACGGGAGAAACCAACAGUCAUCACAUAGAUCAGAUUUUUCAAUUGCCAAAUUUUGUGAAUGGAAAUUUUCCGACAGUAAUAAACUAUGGUAUGUUGGAGUUCCUAUCUAUUUCCUCUAAAUGUUUGGUAAUAAAUUUGUUACUUUUAGUUUUAUUUAUUAUAGGAAACGUUUGUCCGUUCUGCCGAUUUGGUAUGCAUAAUUUAUUCAUAGAAGAGAGGGUACUCAGCUAUGAACAUUAAUAAGGAAUUAUUAUAGAAAUUAUAUUGUGGAGUCUCGUGAUCA